Centropristis striata (black sea bass) is the source of this 4281-nucleotide messenger RNA. Its product is annotated as kelch-like protein 29. Lineage: Eukaryota; Metazoa; Chordata; Actinopteri; Perciformes; Serranidae. The record is from RefSeq and is a predicted model, not a curated record. Gene Ontology annotation, molecular function: protein binding. The transcript has 15 exons. Bases 356 to 2998 code for a protein of 880 amino acids.
GGAGCACAGAAAGACGCGUCUGCCAAGUCCUGUCCACCCCACUUCUUGGUGACGUGCGGAGCGGCGCACAGACAGGCUACUUACCGAGCAGCGCACAGCCGCUACCAGUGCACAGUGUUGUUCCUUUUGCAGUAAAAUGCAACAGCAGUCUUUGCGGGAUAAAGACAGCAUUCAUACAUAAGCAGCGUCGUAGCGAAACAAGGACAAACGCCGGGGGACAGGAGCAGCGAGCCACCGGGGAGGUGUAGACGGCAAUACUCAAAAGAUCUAAUUUGUCUGUGAUGAGCAUCCCCAUCCACCAGAGACCAAAGGUACGGCCUGCCCCCGUUUUUCCCUCUGAGAGGAAGAGGAAGUGAUGUCACGCCACCACCACCGCUUUGAGAGGGACUACCGGGGACCCUGGGAGCGGAGAGACAUCCGUCCUUCUGGCCUCCACAAUGGAGGAGCCAAUCAUAGCUGUGCCUCUGCCGUCGUCAAUGGCAACAACCGUCCGGGGCUCCUUCCCCUCCCAGUCAUCCCCUCCCUCCUCCCCACCCCAGUCACAGUUGCCGUGACAACAUCGAGUAGCGACAUAGCGGUCAAGCGAGGCAUCACGGCAGCAGGAUCGGUGGCUUCCGCAUCUGCCAAGGUCUCCGGUCUGUCUCCUGGAGACAAUCAGACCCCAGGACUGCUGCUGGCUCCGGGGGUGAGGUGGGGACAGACGCCCAUCAACCAGCUCACACCCUGGGAUACAGAUGAGCCUCCUGCCAAGCAACAUCGAGACAGCGAGCCCACCGGUCCUACCUGGGCUUCACCAGUUGCAGCAGUGAGCCAGCCCAGCCUCCUGCCCCACACCUACGCCCUCCCCCAGCCGCCCUCCUUCAGCCACAGCGUGACUGCACAGUCACCCAUCAUAGGAGUAACCCCAUCCAUCCAGGCACCAGUACCCCCGCAGCACCCUCUCAUGACAGCCCACUUCCAGCUGACGCCACAGUCGACCCAGCAGCCGCCCUCUAUGGUGCUGAGCAUGCCCAGCCAGCCUCCGUACGCCUCCGCUCAGCCCACGGUCGCACCGUCCGCCCUCGCAGCCCAAGCCAACCAGGUGGUGCAUCCAAACCCUCACAAUGUGAUGGGCAACGGCCACUUAACCUCUCACCCCGGCCUCAUGCAGCACCCCGCCUUGCCGCUGACCAACGGACAGGCAGCAGCAGCGGCAGCAGCAGCAGCGCAUGCUCAGCCCACAGCCGGAGACAAUCAGGACUGUCCUAACGGGCUGCAAAUGCUGCGGACAGUGGGGAUGGGGAAGUACGAGUUCAGUGACCCAGGACAUCCUAAAGAGAUGUUGAAGGAGUUGAACCAACAGCGCAGAGCGAAAGAGUUUACAGACCUGAAAAUUAUUGUUGAAGGCAAAGAGUUUGAAGUCCACCAAAAUGUUCUAGCUUCCUGCAGCUUGUAUUUCAAGGACCUGGUGAAAAGGUCAUCGGGGGAGGCGAGGAGUGGGGAGACGCUGGAGCUGAACAUGAGCAACAUUAGCGCCGACGUGCUGGAGCUGCUGCUCGAGUUCGUCUACACGGGAUCGCUGGUCAUCGACUCUGCCAACGCCAAGACGCUGCUGGAGGCUGCCAACAAGUUCCAGUUCAACACCUUCUGUAAAGUCUGUGUAUCCUUCCUAGAGAAACAGUUGACUGCAGCUAACUGUCUGGGAGUCCUGGCUAUGGCUGAAGCUAUGACGUGCACGGAGCUCCACAACAUGGCCAAAGCUUUUGCACUGCAGAACUUCCCUGAGGUGGCAGGACAGGAAGAGAUUCUGAGUGUGUCCAAGGACGAUCUGGUGGCCUACCUGUCCAAUGACAGUCUCAACACCAAGGCUGAGGAGCUGGUCUAUGAGACGGUCAUCAAGUGGAUCAAAAGAGACCCCAACACCAGAGUGCAGACUUUGUCAGAUCUGUUGGCGGUGGUGCGUCUUCCCUUCAUCCACCCGUCCUACUUGCUGAACGUGGUGGACAACGAGGAGCUGAUCAAAUCAUCGGAGGCAUGUCGUGAUCUGGUCAACGAGGCCAAGCGCUAUCACAUGCUGCCCCACGCGCGGCAAGAGAUGCAGACGCCCAGGACUCGGCCGCGACUCUCUGCUGGUGUAGCCGAGGUGAUAGUUCUGGUGGGAGGGCGUCAGGCGAUCGGGAUGAGCCAGCGCUCCCUGACAGCAGUCACCUGCUUUAACCCCCAGAGCAGUAAGUGGUACCCACUGGCCAGCCUGCCCUUCUACGACCGCGAGUUCUUCAGUGUCAUCUCGGCGGGAGACAACAUCUACCUGUCAGGGGGCACAGAGUCUGGUGUGAUGGUGGCUGAUGUAUGGUGCUACAUGUCCCUGCUGGACAACUGGAAUCUGGUGUCCCGAAUGACCGUGGCCCGCUGCAGACACAACAGCCUGGUAUAUGAUGGCAAACUCUACGCCAUCGGAGGACUGGGCGUAUCAGGGAACCUGGACCACGUGGAGAGGUACGACACCAUCACGAACCAGUGGGAGACAGUUUCUCCUCUUCCUAAGCCGGUCCAUUCUGCAGCAGCCACGGUGUGUGGAGGGAAGGUCUACGUGUUCGGAGGUGUGAACGAGGCCGGGCGCUCGGCAGGUGUCCUCCAGUCCUACGUACCGCAGAGCAACACCUGGAGCUUCAUUGAAUCACCCAUGAUAGAUAACAAAUACGCCCCUGCAGUGAGUCUAAACGGUUUUAUAUUCAUCCUGGGAGGAGCCUACGCUCGAGCCACCACUAUCUAUGACCCAGACAAAGGCAACAUCAAGGCCGGUCCCAACAUGAAUCACUCCCGGCAGUUCUGCAGCGCUGUGAUCCUGGACGGGAAGAUCUACGCCACAGGAGGCAUAGUGAGCAGCGAGGGUCCCGCCCUCGGCAACAUGGAGACCUUCGACGCUUGCACCAACACUUGGACGCUGCUGCAGUCACUGCCCUGCCCGCUCUUCAGACACGGCUGCGUGGUCAUCAAGAAGUACAUUCAGAGCGGCUGAGGGCGGCUGGGACCACAUCCAACUGGGUCGACGGCAAACACCAGCUGAGCUCCGCUUCUGUGGGACGGUGUGCGACGGCAGCUUAGGGCCGGGGCCGGUCGGUCAGCGACCUCUGGACUUGAUGCCAGCAUCCAUCCAUCCAUCCAUCCAUCCAUCCAUCCAUACACACUGUUACCUGUCCCACCACCCAAAAAAAGCCCUGUGCAGAAUGUACUCAUGUUCAACUACUCAGCCAUGUCAGGUGACGAUGCCUAACCUCCAGUACUGUAUGUGUCAUGGUAGUAGUUCAUCCUCUCAUCCAACAGGCACAGGGACCCUCUUAGUAAAUUACAAACUCAUCAUUGUUUCAGUUCUGUCUUUUCCAGAUCUCUGUGAACUCACCACCUCCGUUUUACUCUUAUACUUCAACUCAGCGCAGUCGAGCUAUUGCAGGUCCAGAUUUGUCUGUUUUUGAGAAUUCUGUUCCUCCGUUUUCCAGUCAUUAAUUAGAGAGCAGAGUUUCAUUGUGGUGUAUGAAUGUUUUUCAGUAGUGACAUCUACAGGGCAGGAGGAAAAGUGAAGGAAAGGAAUCCACUGACGGUUUUCCUCUUUAACAGCACGUGACGAGUUUCUUCUCUCUCCGCUGUGUCGGCAAGCGUAGUUCCUGCUGUGAGUGUGGAUUUAUGAGGUAAUUUUAAAAACAGAUUUUGAACUCUGUGCAACCUGGUACUUUUAAUGACUUGCUAAACAUAGGAAAAACAAUCAAAUCUGGGUCAGGUGGGGUUUAACAAGAAAAAGCUUUAUUUUUUCUUUGUUUAUAUGAAAUUCCAGCUUGAUUGAGAUAUCAUCUGGAGUGUUAGUGGCCCGUUUCCCCCUUUGAGUCACACUCCGGGACAAAAACAGCAGUGCACGUAGAGAGAGAGGGAAUUCCACAGAUGUUCAUGUUGGGACAGUUCCUCCGGAAAAAAGCACAAUAUUCACCUGUGACUGUUAUCAUAGUUAUCUGUCCAUCCAUGUUUUUUUUAUGUCUCAUCGGUUUCCCUCCCCACCUUCUUUUUGUUUUAUACAAGAUGUUUCAUUGCAACCCACAAAUGAUUUGGGGUUGGUAUUCUGUAAAUACAGGAAGGAAAAUGUAUAUUUUAAAACCUGAAGGCAAUUCUGUAUAAAUGUUUUUAGAAAAAAAAAAUGAUAGGUUGGAUUCAAAAGGUAUGUCUGUAAAUCUGUACCCAAAAAGGAGAAAUUAACAAUUGUUAUUAUUGAAACCUAAUACAUAUACCAGAACAUGAAUACAGUGUCAAGUCUUU